Molecule: messenger RNA, 1335 nt
Organism: Colletotrichum orchidophilum
Lineage: Eukaryota; Fungi; Ascomycota; Sordariomycetes; Glomerellales; Glomerellaceae
Product: sucrase/ferredoxin domain-containing protein
Exons: 1
Coding region: 1-1335 (444 amino acids)
Source: RefSeq, a predicted model, not a curated record
AUGUUCUCACCACGAGCGAUAUUCCGUUUCAUAUACGGCAGUUUCUACUUUGUCCUUUGCUUCCUCCUUGCCCUUCUCCUCCUUGUCACACCCGGCGACACCAUCUAUCAGGCCUAUUCGAACAAUCAGCCAUAUAAUAUAUGGAUCAUUGCCGCCGCUCUGGUCCUCACUACCCUGAUUGUCUCCUUCAUAUACGCGACGCGACUGUAUCUCAACAAGACAAUACUCGCAUCCAUACCGAAGCCAUGGGUUCCCAUCGAGAAGGGCGAUGUGAACAAAAAGGUUCACGAAAUGAUCACGGCCGAACUGAAGCGCAGCGCAGCCAUUGCCUAUGACGCAAGGCCGCGCAUCGAGACGAAUUUGUUAGGUGGUGAAAUGGAGGAGAUAUUGGCAGAAAAACAGAACUCCGGAGGCAGCGCGGCGAGGAAGCGCUUUCAGCUACCAACCCUGAAGAAGCCGGCCACAACAGAGAAGGAGACCGGCAUCGCGCUACCCCCUCGACGGCCAGUUUGGGGCGAAAUAGAACACUACGGCUGGUCAUCGCCCAACUCGCUGGACCUACCGGAUCUACAGUACAGCACCGUCCUCUCCGAGCUGCCGAACCUCAUCGAAGCGAAAGCCCUGACGUUGGCACCCCCCGAUCCUACCUCUCCCACAAAACCACCGAUGCUCGAUGCCGAUGCAGUGAACUUGCUGCAGCGCCCGCUACCCAUGAGUUUGCGCGACUAUCUCGGCCACCUGGCUGAUCUGGGGGUCAUCUCGCUUAAUGCGACGACCGCAGACUUCCUCUCCACUUAUGAAUAUGCGCGCUUCUCUACGCGGGCGAUGUCGAAUGCCCAAUUCCGCGAAUUGAUGCAUCUAUUUGCUGCGAUACUACGCGGCAUGCGACCGUUGGAUCCGGCAGUCCUCGGUCCUCUGGACGGGCCCAGCGAGGGCUCGGAAAGCGAUAUUGACAACGAUGCGCCCAUGGCCACAAAUCCUACCACUCCACGCAGCUUAUCCCGGUCUGCGACACAGAGCACGCAAGGCUCUUACAACAGGAGAGCGCCGACCGUAAACGCGCGCAACUCCUCUGCAAAUACAUGGGCUCAAUACCGCACCGCGCCAGCUACUCCACUGGGUACGUUAACAGGAGCUAUAUCGAGAUCCUCCAGCAUGAAUAGCUUCGCCCAGACUCGGCCGGCAUAUGGCCCCAAUCACUCUUCAUCCAGCGUCAGUUUGCGGUCGAGGUUAUCAGGAAGUUCCGCCUCGGGCUCCGUCAUCAGACUGGCAACGCGGACGGACUCAACCAACCUGCCAUACAUCCUCUCUCUGCGGGAGACCAGGACCGGAUGA